UCAUUAAUACAUCAUAAAUCGUGAAGCACCGCGUUAUAACGACCAAGAUCUACAAAUCAAGCCCUCUAAAAUACCCUAAAUGAGCUCUUACUUUGUAAACUCGUUCUCAGGGCGCUAUCCAAAUGGCCCCGACUAUCAGUUGCUAAAUUAUGGAACUAGCAGCAGCGCUAUGAACGGUUCGUACAGGGAUUCCGGCACCAUGCAUUCGGGCUCUUACAGCUACAACUACAAUGGGAUGGACUUAAGCGUCAACCGCCCCACUACCGCCGGCCACUUUGGAGCAGUUGGGAACAACUCCCGAGGUUUCCAGUCUCCAGCCCGGGAGACGCGUUUCAGACAGCCGUCGAGUUGUUCGCUCGCGUCUCCGGAGCCCCUGCCUUGCGCCAACAGCGAGACCCUGGGACCCAAAAGCUCAUCGCCCCCGUCCGAUCAGAGCGCUACCGCGGCGGGCGGUAGCCUCGUCAACACCAACAGCACACAUUUCACAGAAUUAGACGAGACCAGCGCCUCUUCCGAGACCGAUGAAGGCAACCUCCGAGUCAGCAACCCCGCACCCCGGACGCAGCAGCAGGAGUCUACAGCAACCUCCACGACUACAGCAUCAGCGGAGGGGCAGGCGCCACAGAUAUUUCCCUGGAUGCGGAAACUACAUAUUAGCCAUGAUAUGACUGGACCGGACGGGAAAAGGGCCCGAACUGCCUACACCCGCUACCAGACACUUGAGCUGGAGAAAGAGUUCCAUUUCAAUAGGUAUCUAACCCGGAGGAGGAGAAUAGAGAUAGCCCACGCGCUGUGUCUCUCGGAACGGCAAAUUAAGAUCUGGUUCCAGAACCGCAGGAUGAAAUGGAAAAAGGACAAUAAACUGAAAAGCAUGAGCCUCGCUACCGCAGGCAGCGCUUUCCAGCCAUAAGAUCCCCUCAUGUUAUAAUAUGCGGAUUUAAAAAACAAAAAAAAAACAAAACAAAGAAAAAGCAAAACAAGAAUGAAUUAAGAAGUAGGACAAGAUGACAUUAUUCCUAAGUACUGUACAGUGCGGCACCUUUCGGCAUGUUGAUGUUUUAGACAACUUACAAUAUUACUGUGGUACUGAUAAUACAAACUUGUGUUGAGCUGUUGUUUUAUUAUUACUGUAGUAAUUAUUAUUUGAGAAGAAGAAGAAGAAGAAAAAAAAAACUCUCCAGUGUCCGUUGUUGAUGGUAUAAAUAUCGUUUAGGUGUCAAGUGGUAUGUUGAUGCUUUCCAGACAGUUAGCAUGUGAGCUCUUAAAUGUCAUAACUUAUUUACAAUCUGUAACAAGUGUGUAGUUUUAAGUUUAAAACACAGAGGCUCCUCUGCCGAAAUAAUAAAUAAAAAAAUUAAAAUAAAAGACAUUGCAUAGGCUGCUAUUCACCGAUCCCCACAGUCUCUGUGUCCCUGAUCCCUCAACUUUUAUGCGAUACUUUUUUGGGGGGCUGUUUCGUUAGUUUGUCAUGUGUUCAGUUCGUUUAUUUAUUUUAUUAUAUAUAUUUUUUCAAAUGAUAGCCGGAAAUAAAUCAAGAUUAGAUUAUCCUGUCUCCAUUCA
Molecule: messenger RNA, 1560 nt
Organism: Conger conger (European conger)
Lineage: Eukaryota; Metazoa; Chordata; Actinopteri; Anguilliformes; Congridae
Gene: hoxb5a
Product: homeobox B5a
Exons: 2
Coding region: 80-910 (276 amino acids)
Biological process (GO): anterior/posterior pattern specification; regulation of transcription by RNA polymerase II
Cellular component (GO): nucleus
Molecular function (GO): DNA-binding transcription factor activity, RNA polymerase II-specific; RNA polymerase II cis-regulatory region sequence-specific DNA binding
Source: RefSeq, a predicted model, not a curated record